UCAAUAUCAUGUCAAAUAGAAUUGGCCUCCAAAACUCCCCCAAAUUCCUCCCAUUUUCCCAUCCCCAACCCCUCUUUCUCUUUGUUACCAGCCUCCUCCUUCUCCCUUUCUCCCGUUCAUCUCUCCAUUGGUAGUGUUUGAUGCAAUCGAUCUCCAAAGGUUUGAUCUUUUUGGCUUUUUGUUGUUUGGGCUGUGGAGUGGGGUGCUGGAGAGAAGAAGAGGUUUUUUUUAAGAGUUUCUUGGGGAGAUGAGAAAGAGGGGAACCUGUUGAUCUUUUGGAUUGCUGAAUCUUCUCGUGUUUCUGGUGUUUUUCAGGACAAUACCAGAAGCAAUCGUAGUUGCCUUAAUGCAAGGACAAAGGGCUUCUGUUGAAUCCUUCCUGGAAGCAAUUGAAUUUGACCAUGGGGCUAGCUCAAGUAAUACUGCCAUGGAUCAGCAAAGUUACUGGAAUAAUAUGCCUAAUCCAGUAGAGGCGCCAAACAUGCCAGAGUAUAUCUUGCCUCCAAGUGUUGCAAAUUCAUCGUCUAGAAAUUUGGCUUCUCAAGGUCCUACCAACCUGAGCAUUUGGCACUCUGGAGAGCCUAGUUCUAGUGGACACUCACUUAACCAUGGCAGUCAUGAUGGAGCAAAGGCGGAACAUGUAUGGCCAUCUUCUCUGACCAUUAAUGCUGUAGGGGGGCCAAGGGUAGACACAAGACAAUUUGAAGCUGCAAGCACACUAUCCUUGGAGAGGGUGAAUAUAACCCUUAACAACAACCAUAUGGUUGAAGCACAAUUAUUUCCAGAGAAUUUGAAUCAUAGAAAUCCCCCUCAGAGUCUGGCCCAAAAUGCUGGAUGUGUUCAUAUUUUUGGUCCUGCUCCAGAAUCAGAGGCGCACACUUAUCCGGAUAAUCGAAGUAUGUCCCCAUUAGCUCCUUUCCCAUCUUCAAGUGGUUCAUCAAAUCCCUGUGGAAGUUCUUCGGGUUGUGCUGGAUUUGCAUUAGAAGAAGGUGAUGGUAGAUCAGGUGUGUCAUUGGAUGGUCGGCGGUUGUCCUGUAAGAGGAAAAACAUUGAAGGAAUUCCUGGCCAGUCUUCUGCAAGUGGCAAUGCAAGUUGUUUUCCCCAGAAUGAGAACAGUUCUGUGCAUCAUGUUUCUUCUUCUUCUCAUAGUGGAGCUAUUAGCAUAAGUAAUAUAUCUAGCUCAUCUGUUGACAUAGCUAAUAUUAAUUCAUCUGAAGAACAGUUAACUGAAAGAUUUGGUACUCUUACAAGAGGUACUGCUUCCGAAAGCUAUCCUACCUUAACUGUGGCAGGAAAUGCUGAGAGCUCACAAAGAAAUUUUCGACUGAGAAUAAACCCCACACGUCAGCCUGAUACCUCACCACCUAAUAUAUGGGCUCCUAAUAAUACCUCUAGGAUUUCUAAUGUUUGGUCCUACCAUCAGUCGUCAUCCCAACCCCCUCCAUUUAAUCAUUCACUAGAUUCCAGGCCAGUGUUUGGUGGUUCAAGCUCACAAAUUCAGCAUCGGGCUCCAGCAUUUCCUCCGUUACCACCAAAUCCACCUGCUGCCCCAUGGAGUGGAACAUCCAGUUUGAGAGCAGGCAACUUUCCCAAGUUCAGGGAAUUCAAUGAUAAUAUGAGGCAUAUGCCUCAAGACCCAACACACUGGAGUUUAGCAAAUACAAGUUCAAGCAUGCCUGGAAAUGCUGUGCCUACUGCUAGGGGUGGUUCUGAUUCCGAGGCUCUUACACCAACUGCGCCAACUUGGGUUCCCAACCGUAACUCCCCUGCUCAACAGCGCUUAUCAGAGGUAGCGCUAAUGCUUCUGGGCAAUCUUCUGGUCAUUCAGUCGCCUCACAAGAAGUUAGUCAUCAUUCUGGGGCUGGUUUUCGUGCUAAUCGGCUAUCAUUGUUGCGGUCAGCAAUUCAAAUGGAUAGACAAAAUGAUGGUGUUCUGGGUGUUCCCAUUGUCAAUGCAAAGUCUGGCAGCAAUGAGAGAAGGGAGAAACAGAAUGAUGUCAGAGAUUCGUAAUGCGUUAGAUCUCAUGCGCAGAGGGGAGAAUUUGCGAUUUGAUGAUGUUUUUCUUCUAGACCAUCCAGCAUUCUUUGGUGGAGCCGACCUGCAUGACAGGCAUAGAGACAUGCGACUUGAUGUGGAUAAUAUGUCGUAUGAGGAGUUAUUGGCAUUGGAAGAACGGAUAGGAAAUGUAAGCACUGGACUUGGCGAAGAGAAGAUCAUGAAGCACCUGAAGACAAGACUCUAUUUGCCGGUCACCCUUGAAUCGCCUAGUGAAGUAGAACCAUGCUGUAUUUGUCAGGAGGAGUACGUUGACGGGGAAGAUCUUGGGACUCUGGAUUGUGGACAUGAUUUCCACACUGGUUGCAUCAAGCAAUGGCUUAUGUGCAAGAACUUGUGUCCUAUUUGCAAAACAAACGGUCUAGUUACAUGAAGAGAAGGUGAUAUUCGGCUUCUCACUCAUCUCAAAUCUGAUGAGGGUGGCCAUUCAAGGGCAACUUCUUUGCACUUAUUAGUUUAUUUAUUAAAUCAAUGACUCAAGAAUAAUAUUUUCUUGACCUAUUGCUAUUUUUUUCCCCAUUUCAAGUUACUAGCA
This is a messenger RNA of Dioscorea cayenensis subsp. rotundata (Guinea yam), 2590 nucleotides long. Its product is annotated as probable E3 ubiquitin-protein ligase HIP1. Bases 347 to 2428 code for a protein of 693 amino acids. Lineage: Eukaryota; Viridiplantae; Streptophyta; Magnoliopsida; Dioscoreales; Dioscoreaceae. Gene Ontology annotation, molecular function: ubiquitin protein ligase activity. The transcript is spliced from 8 exons. The record is from RefSeq and is a predicted model, not a curated record.